This is a messenger RNA of Gadus morhua (Atlantic cod), 2817 nucleotides long. It is a transcript of the gene scn1ba, whose product is annotated as sodium channel, voltage-gated, type I, beta a. Gene Ontology annotation, molecular function: sodium channel inhibitor activity; transmembrane transporter binding. The record is from RefSeq and is a predicted model, not a curated record. The transcript has 7 exons. Gene Ontology annotation, biological process: regulation of heart rate by cardiac conduction; regulation of sodium ion transmembrane transporter activity; cardiac muscle cell action potential involved in contraction. NCBI's taxonomy places the organism in Eukaryota, Metazoa, Chordata, Actinopteri, Gadiformes, Gadidae. Gene Ontology annotation, cellular component: voltage-gated sodium channel complex. The coding region runs from base 325 to 993 and encodes 222 amino acids.
CUCUUCUCAAUCACCCCCACCCAUCCAGCGGCAGCGCAACCAUGAGCGCAACCUGUAGCGGAUUGUAAUCCUUUUUUUUUUUCUUUUUUUUUAAUGUUGGCUGGACAUGCAGCGGCUCUUUGUGUCGUGGUUGUUAAGUGCACAUGCAGUCUGUUGCGAAGAGGUUUCUUGUGCUAAUAACCUUCAGUAGCGGCUUGCUCAACGCGUCUCUGCCCUCACUGUAAACACCCUCUAGCUUUCCCGGUGAGAAGGCAGGAGCGACUGGCCGUCCCGCGGCUCCAAGAAGGCAGUGAGGCAUCAAGGAGACCGCCAAGAAAAGAAAGGAUGUGGGUGCUGGGGCUCCUGCUCGCUGUCCUCCUCCUGAUGAAAGGACAGGAGUCCUGGGGGGCGUGUGUGGAGGUGGACUCGGACACGGAGGCUGUGGCCACUGGGAACUUCAAGCUGGGCUGCAUCUGCUGCAAGAGGAGGGCGGAGGUCCACGCCACUGCCUCUGUUGAUUGGUACUACAUGAAAGUCCCCAACACCAGCUUCGUCCAGAUCUACAGCUUCAGGGACAUCACCAUGGGCCCGCAGUUCGACAAACGCUUGACGUGGGACGGCAGCGAGAAUAGCACUGACCUGCAGGACGGCUCCAUCAUCCUCCACAACGUGACCACUAACGACACGGGGCACUACCGCUGCGAGAUCACCCGGAACCUCACCAUCCACAACUACUGCAUCCGCACCUACAGCCAGAAGAACUUCACCCUCACGGUGGUGGAAAAACCGACCAGGCCUGAUGCCUCCAUUAUAUCGGAGGUGAUGAUGUACGUCUCCAUCAUCGGUCUACAGCUGUGGCUCCUUGUAGAGAUGAUCUACUGCUACGGGAAGAUCUCCGCUGCCGGGGUGGCGCAGAGGGAGAGCAUGUCAGUACACACACACCAGGGCUGGGCGGAGUACAGCGCUACUUCUCCUACUGAAAAGAACUCGGAAGACCUUCUGGUGGACGAAUAGAUCUACUCAAGAUUGCACUUGGGACCCUGAGCCUGGAGCGACCGACGGACCCCUGCAGCUAAAGAUGAGAGUUCAAAGGUCAAGGUUUAGGUUGGAGGUUAAAGUUUAUAAGUAUUAAAGCGAUAGUUCAAGUGCUGUCGUAAAAAAAGUAAAGGCAAUUGCCGCAACUUUGUUUAACACAACCAAAGUAAAGUGCAGUUUGCAAAACCCAAUCUAAUUACCAUAUAACUAAUUAGUCUUUGAAAUAUCACCUUGAUUGGCUAACUGGAUGGCUAGACAUUAACUGACAUUACAUGCUUCAGUCUUAAACAGCCAGUGAGCCACUGUAUCAGAUGGAUUCAACAUGUGAUUUUGUGAACUCUCAGCCCAUUUUAGGAUGACGAUCAUAAGACAAAUUACAUCCUUUAAAAUUGUGGUUUUGGGAUCACUGGCUUUACAUAAAUCACAGCAUUUAUAUAUACAUACAUACAUACAUACAUACAUACAUACAUACAUACAUACAUACAUACAUACAUACAUACACGCACACACACACAGGGUUGUAAAUAAACCUAAUUAUGCAAACAUAAUCUUAAUUUAAAAGGCAAUUUAAUAAUGGCAACACUUUGUAUUGCUCUUAAGUUAACCAAACUUUUGAUUGGGGUAUAUAUAUCUAAAUGUAUAAAUAAUACAUAUAGAUUUAUUUACUUUUUAACCCUCAUUUAUAGGCUGAAUGUUCAGAACUCUUCCAUGUUCCAUUUUAUCGCUACACCGAUUUUGUUCAUGUCAAUCUAAGGGCAAGGAUUACACUGCCAUGGUAAAAUGUUACACUAAACAUUUAAACUAUACGAAUCCUCAAUGUUCGCCCUCUAAUAAACAGGGUUUUGCUGCAUUGUUGAUGUUGUAACAUGGUUUAAAUUGCAUGAUUAGAUAUAAAUGUAUAUAAUUAUUAAAGCGAAGUAUUAAAGCGAUAGUUCAAGUGCUGUCGUAAAAAAAGUAAAGGCAAUUGCCGCAACUUUGUUUAACACAACCAAAGUAAAGUGCAGUUUGCAAAACCCAAUCUAAUUACCAUAUAACUAAUUAGUCUUUGAAAUAUCACCUUGAUUGGCUAACUGGAUGGCUAGACAUUAACUGACAUUACAUGCUUCAGUCUUAAACAGCCAGUGAGCCACUGUAUCAGAUGGAUUCAACAUGUGAUUUUGUGAACUCUCAGCCCAUUUUAGGAUGACGAUCAUAAGACAAAUUACAUCCUUUAAAAUUGUGGUUUUGGGAUCACUGGCUUUACAUAAAUCACAGCAUUUAUAUACACAUACAUACAUACAUACAUACACGCACACACACACAGGGUUGUAAAUAAACCUAAUUAUGCAAACAUAAUCUUAAUUUAAAAGGCAAUUGAAUAAUGGCAACACUUUGUAUUGCUCUUAAGUUAACCAAACUUUUGAUUGGGGUAUAUAUAUCUAAAUGUAUAAAUUAUACAUAUAGAUUUAUUUACUUUUUAACCCUCAUUUAUAGGCUGAAUGUUCAGAACUCUUCCAUGUUCCAUUUUAUCGCUACACCGAUUUUGUUCAUGUCAAUCUAAGGGCAAGGAUUACACUGCCAUGGUAAAAUGUUACACUAAACAUUUAAACUAUACGAAUCCUCAAUGUUCGCCCUCUAAUAAACAGGGUUUUGCUGCAUUGUUGAUGUUGUAACAUGGUUUAAAUUGCAUGAUUAGAUAUUAAUGUAUAUAAUUGUAUGAAACCUUUAAAGUAUUAUAUCCAAUUACUCCUCAUGCUACUUUCCCUAUAAGGUGUAUUGAAAUAUUGGAGCCUAAAAUACAAUAAAACCUUUUUAUCUGAAAGC